GUGUAUGGAAGGAUCGUUGGCUAGGCAGAAAUUCUUUAGCCAGAAAGAUAUGUCCGAGCAUUGUCGGCGAAAGGUUAUUCCUUCUGUUUUUCUUGGCAAAGGUGUAAUGGAGGCUAACUCAAAAGUUCUCCAUUUCACAAGGUUGGAUACACCAUAUAGCUGUGGCAUCAGCGUAAGGGCAGAAUUUGGAAGCAAUAUAAUUAUAGUGAUACAAUUGUCAUCAGAAGAGAGCCUGUUUCAGUCAUGUACCAAAGAUAGUGACCAGCUGCUGGUAUACGAACUUGGUGAGACUUUUGGUGGCUAUUGGGCCGUUCUCCCCGACUCUAUAACCGACGAUACGUCUGGAUCCUCCACAGCAAACACUAAAUAUUACACAGCAAAGACAACCGCCGCAACGUCCAACGAAAUGAAAGAAGAAAGUGAUCCAGAAUAUGAUGAAACAACACAGACAGUCAGCAAAGAUUCCUCCCCUCAAGACGUGACUGAAAAUUAUGAUGUUAUACAAUUUGAAGUGCCUAUCGUAAAUGUGUCUGGUGAAUUGGGAUUCGGUGAAGACGCUGAUAUGGACGAUCUAUUUAACAUCAUGUACGAGGUCACCCCGAGAAAAGACGUCACAUACGAUACAACGGUGCUACCCCUGCUUCAGUUCUCAAUCAAGAACCCCUAUGAUGCUCUUCCACCCUCUAACCGUUUAGAAGAACUGAGGUUAAAAAAGAACACCCAUGACGCAAGGUUAACUUACAGCACUGCAAAUACAAGAAAACUUCCGAGAAAAUAUUAUGGAUCUACAAAGCGAUUGAAAUUUAGAAAAAAAUAUAAACCUGUAUCUACUGAAAAACAAACUUAUCCCGAAAUUUAUAAACAUAUGUUGUCGUCUGAGAAACAACCACCGCUUACUACAGCCCCCAAGGUCCUCCCAACGAUGGAUAACAAGUUUCUAUCUAUGAUUUAUAACAAUACAGCUAACAGGAACAACGAUUCAUGGAAUUUUAUUUACGAUGUGAUACAGAAAGUAAGCAUAAGUACCACAGAAACGUCUACUGGCAUCCCUGCGCAGGACUUGGGGACAUUGGAUCUGUUUCUCAAAGGCACAAUUAGCGCUUAUAGAGCUCCAACAAGAAUGCUAGGUUACGAAACAAGUGGUGAUGGUACAAGAAAGGACUAUAGUACAGCUUCUUCCGCAUCUGAAAGCGGUUCUUCUGAAAGGUCCAGCACAAGUGCAAUAAAUGAAAUGAGGAGGAACAUUGAAAUGUCGAGAGUGAACAACAAUGAUACAACCGCCCGCGCCAGUCUAAUGAACACGACCAUGUCGUCUGACUCCGACGACGCGGCCGGUGAUGCACUAAAUACUACUGGGGAAGAUUAUGAAGAUAUAAAAGUUUAUUUUACGGAAUCAGAAAGCUCGACAGAAACUGCGUCACUCGUGAACCACAAAUCAUUUGAAAAUGUUGUAAAAGCAGCGCCCGUGAUGGCGGGUCUGUUAAACACAACGCCUGUCAAAAAUGAGAAAGCCUUGGAUGAACAUGAAAGUGUUCAACAAACAGUUCGAAAGAAACGGUACUUACAAGCUUUGCAAAUAGAGGAGGCACGUCCCCGGAAUGUGACGUCAGCAAGCUUGACUAAGACUACGCGGGGGAAGGUGUACAUGUUCUCUGAUAUGCAAGACUUGGCGCAGUUUGUUGAGCUGCAAGACGAUGAGAUAGAGGGCCGGGUAGGGUUACGAUAUUUGCGGAAGUAUGUCGGCUCACCCGUCUUUAACAUUUGCGAUUUUCACGAGCCUAAAAGUCGACAAGUUCAUCUGUUUAAUUUAUCGAGAAUCGUUAUUGCCAUAAGUAACUUUACGCUGGACCGCAUGACGAUCGUAGCAACACCAGCGAGAACCCUGCUCCACGCAGCAGUGCAGUGCCCGAGGGAUACCCUGGAGUGCCAGGUGGCGGGCACUCGGGUCUGCAUCGACUCUACCAACGCCUGUGAUGGAGUCCCCAACUGUGGAACCCAUGAUAUAUACGACGAAGACAGACUGAAGUGCGGCUUGAACCAGAACCUCCAACACAACGUGUACCUCGCGGCUUGCACCUUCCUCGCCGUGCUUCUGACAGCCCUCUACACAGUCCACUACUGGCUCAAGAGAUGGGUGCCCAAGGUCUCGGAGGCUUUCUUCGUUUACUCGGAAACGUCUGAAAAUAUAUUGUACUUGGACUCUAUUAUGCGGUCUCCCAAUGAAAAUGAAGAUGACUGUUCAAAAUUAUUCUAUCAAGCUGGUCUGUUUGAUGAAGACGAAUUUUUAAAUGAAGAUAAUCGAACUUUUUUUAUGAGGAUGAAAAGGCUAAUUUCCAAGUAUCUUUUCUGUAAAAAGGACGAUGAAAGUAUAAAAAAGAAAAAUAGUGGCGAAUUACAAAGCGUUAAACCUUUGGCCAAGAAAAUGUUUUCGUUCACAGAACUGGAGUUAAGAAAUUUUAGUCCUGCUAUAAAAGAUACAGCAGUGCAAACUGGACUAAGUUUGGAGAUACCCAAUCCCUUGCGAAUCCAGUCUAGGAAAGAGCGGUCAUUCGAAGCUGAUGUUGAUUUAGCUUCAAUUAAAAGUUUUGAGAGAGACAGCAACACUGAGAUAAAUGUUUUAAAAUUAUUCAAAGGUUUAAGGCAUGAAGGGUCGCUCUGUUCCGUUUCGAACUCUCUAAAGAACACUGAAAUAGCUUCCAGUCAGUUAGACAUUAAAUUAACACACAAACACGAGACAGAGUUACUCAGUACCGAAUACGAUCAAAAUGUUCCUUCAACAAGCAGAGAUACGAGUAAAGCUAUACCAGUUGCCCCAGUUGUGCAGUGUGAAAUAGACAAAGACAUUAUACAGGCAAGGAAGCAAUUAAGAUUUGACGAAGAGAUCACUACAAUACAAUCCGAGUUGUACGACGAUGAUGAUAGUACGAAUGUUGGAAGCGUGAUGCGGAUUCCAAUCAGCCGACAGGAGACCAUGGCUCCUAUUGCAGUAGAAGAAAUUUCUAGUAAUUCUGGUAGAGAUUUUAUGCGGUUUUGGCGUGUCGGAAAAAAUAAAAAAUUACCAAAAAAGACUUAGCGAAGAUAACGGAGCUAA
Messenger RNA from Leptidea sinapis, 3091 nucleotides. RefSeq lists its product as uncharacterized. The record is from RefSeq and is a predicted model, not a curated record. Lineage: Eukaryota; Metazoa; Arthropoda; Insecta; Lepidoptera; Pieridae. Gene Ontology annotation, molecular function: protein binding. The transcript has 15 exons. The coding region runs from base 5 to 3073 and encodes 1022 amino acids.